UGGCAACACUUUGGGGGCCCUGCCAUACACACGGGGCUGGCAAGCUGGAGGCCGUAACUUCUUCCUACAGCAGCCAACCCAAGUGCAAGCCAUGGAGCUUCAGGUGGGUAGGGCACUAGGUGGAUGCACACAUCCAGCGGCAUAGCGGCUGGAGGGACCCAGGGCAUGGCCGGACCCCUGCGGAGCCGAGUGGAGGAGCUAAAGCGGCCCUGGUGGAGGGAGAGCUCCCCCCUGGUGCUCCAGCACAGCGAGGCUGCCAGGCUUGCUACGGAUGCCCUUCUGGAGAGGGGCGAGGCUGCCUACCUUCAGGUCAUCUCUGAAGAGCGGGAAUUGCCCUUCCUGAGUGCCCUGGACGUGGACUACAUGACCAGCCAUGUGCGUGGGGUUCCCGAGCUCAGCGAGGCCCAGGGGCCGGAAACAGUAGGACAUGACCGCCUCAGCAUGCUCUCUGAAGUUACCUCAGGCACCUACUUCCCCAUGGCUUCUGACUUAGAUCCCCCAGACCUGGACCUGGGCUGGCCCGAAGUGCCACAGGCCACAGGUUUCAGCCCCACCCAGGCGGUGGUUCAUUUCCAGAGGGACAAGGGCAAGAGCAUCAAGGACCUGCUGCGAUUCCUCUUCAGCCAGGCCCACACGGUGGUGGCUGUGGUGAUGGAUGUAUUCACUGACAUGGAGCUUCUGUGUGACCUUAUGGAGGCCUCCAGUCGCCGUGGUGUCCCAGUCUACCUCCUCCUGGCUCAGGAGCACCUGAAUUACUUCCUGGAGAUGUGUUAUAAGAUGGACCUCAAUGGAGGGCACCUGGUGAAUAUGCGCGUGCGGAGCACAUGCGGAGACACGUACUGCAGCAAGGCGGGCCGGCGAUUCACCGGGCAGGCGCUGGAGAAGUUUGUCAUCAUUGACUGUGAGCAGGUGGUGGCAGGCAGUUACAGCUUCACCUGGCUUUGCAGCCAGGCCCACACCAGCAUGGUGCUGCAGCUGAGAGGCCACAUUGUGGAAGACUUUGACCGGGAGUUCCGAUGUCUGUAUGCCGAGUCACAGCCUGUGGAAGGCUUCUGUGGCAACGAGGAUCCACUGUCUUCCCGGGUACCUCGUCCUCCCCCUGUGACCCUGGCCUUUGGACCUGGAAUUCCAAGUGCUACGGGCUCCUCGCCCUCCAGUAACAGCCUCGGCAGCAUCAAGCAUUCGCCUUUUCUGGGCCGUUCCUCCUAUCUUGCUCUACCAGGAGGUGGUGGCUGCAGUGACACAGGGAUGGCGUCCUCAUCCCCAGGUCCUGUCCACCAUGAAGCCGGUGGCCCACCAUCCCUGUACCGUCAGCUUUCAGAUCCUAACCAUAGCUCAACUCCUGGACCCUACAGGGCCAACCUGAGCAAGCUGGGGGCGUCUCCAUGGUCCCAGUCCUCUCCUGCCCUCAACCACUGUAGUGCCAGUCCCUUGACCCUGGCGGUGGGGUCACCUCUGCUCCCAUGUUCCCACCCCCUUCUCCACUUUACUAGGGGAGUCUCAGCACUGUCCGGGCUUCCAGAGAAUGGGCUCCCAGCAAGUCAAGCGCUCAUCCUUCCGCGAGGUCGCUGGGUACCUGGCACAGCUCUGGAGACAGUGGAAGAGAAGAAGGUAUCUCUGAGCCAGAGCCAUGAUCACCUGGAUCGAAUUGUCCCCUUCCCUAAAGCAGGAGAAGCAGGAGGCCCCAACUCUAGAGUUACCCCCAAUUUAGGUUCCCUUCAGCAUGGUGAGCAGGCCCUAGAGGAUAGGAGAUUGUCCCUGAGCCACAGCUACAGCCAGCUGGAUCUCCUGUCCCAGGGUCUGGAUGCCCCUGAGUCAGGCUCCCUCAGACCUGGUGAUCUGGGUCUAGAGGACAGGAAGCUGUCCUCAAACCACAGCCAUGGCCAGUUGGACCUCCUGCCACAAACCCCCAAGGCCCAGGCCUCUAAAAUACCCCCUGAUGCCAAUUCUUCUGUCAGGCCUGGCAAACAGAGUCUAGAUGAGCGACGGCAGACUCUAGGCCACAGUCAGCUGGACCUCAUCACCAAGUUUGGCCCAUUCCGGAGUGAGGGGCCUGGACCCAAUGGUCCCCCAGAACCAAACCCAGUUCGCAUGGCCGGAGUAGGCUCUGCAGAUGAGAAGAGGCUGACUCUGGGCCACAGCAAACUGGACCUCAUCACCAAGUAUCAUCAACUACAGGGUGCCAGGCAGAGACCUGAGCCAGGACUCCCGGGAGCUCCCAUGAGUGGCCAUCAAAAUGGUAGUAGCAAUGACAUAUUUGCACCCGAGAAACGGCUGACCUUGGGCCACAGCAAACUGGACCUCAUCACUAAGUACAACAAGUCCAAAUUCAAGCAGCUCCGAAGUCGUUUUGAGUCCUAACUCUGCUCCUAGCAAGGACAGAGCCUCCCUCCAUCCACAGAGAGCUGGCAUGUUCAGGUUCAAGACUGUAGCAUGACAGUAUAAAGCUGGGACACUCCAUGAGGAAGGGAGGCAUCUAGUAGCUCAGGUCAGAUACUCCCUGGACUCAAGACUUAUACACACAUGCAUAGGCAUACAUACAAACAGCCCAGAGGUACUGAGUGUUUCCUGUAUGUCACUGGGGCUGGGCAUUGCACACUGGUUAUUCUCACCCUCCGUAUCCUCUAGAUGGAUCUCUUGUUGGCAUAUAGCUAUACUAAGUAUUAUUCUCCACCCCUGGUUUGUUUUGUUUUUGAAACCAGACAUUUAUUUUAUGGCUGCCUGAGACCCUCAAGAAUGACUGGAUGCUGCAGCAGCUGUCAUCUUGGGCUUCAGUGUCGUUGGUUUUUGCCCCCCCCCAUCCAUGUCUGAAUCUGAAAUAGACAAUUUUUAGGCACCUCUUCAACCUAGUCCCAGGAGUGUUUCACCUCGUGGCCUUGGCACUUUGGUUAUACUUCCUCUUGCAUUGGCAAUGGAGCCACAUCCGUAACAGGUCGACCUGAGAGCCGUAGUGAAGGUACAACGUGUGCAUCUUAUUGUGACGCCUUCCAAAGGAGGACGUUUCUUUCCUCAUGUUCUUUCUGCCACAGAGGCCAAAGAGCUGUUUUAAAAGUAUGGGAGCUGAAGUCCAGAGUUUGGAUGGUUAAUUUGGAGGUAGAUCCAAGUAAAUGACAGGGUAGGGAACUCUGCCAGUCCAGUGGCCCCUGGCUUUAAAUAUGCACUUUGCACAGACCCACAGUAUCUGCAGUUCCCGUGUCACUAUGUAUUUAAAAUGCAGACACUGCAAGGAUGCCCCAAGUGCCCAUAUAGUAGACAUAGAACAGUGAUUAGGUACACCCAUAGCAUACAGUGAGUACACAGAGCUCUAUGUGAUUGAGUCAAGCAGAACUUUAGUUGCAGGGACUUAGUCUUGUCUGCCUAAAUGAAUGGCCACAGAAAAUACAUGCAUUCAAUACACACUGCAGAACCCCCUCGAGGUUCACAAACCAUAAAUACACAUAUGAGCCCCAUCCCAACUUAUAAAGCCCUGCCCUGAACAUGCCACAGGGCUGCAAGACUGCUUAGAUGCGGAUCCUGAGGGUUGCAGCUUGAAUGCAUAAACCAUGGGAAACAAGGCAGAGCUGUAUCAAACAGAAAGUGUCCUAGGGACAGAGGGCCAUGGAGUUGGUGGACUGACCAGGGAAGUCUACCAGAGAGAAGCUGACUUACAGGCAGGUCCUGAAGGAUGGGGUUAUCGACAGAGGCAGAUGGGGAAGAGAGUUAGAAUUGUUGGUGGAGUCAGUCAGAUAGAAAUGGAGUGAUCCAGGGAAGAUAAGCAGAACAUGUGGAUGGACACUUAGACACAUACACACACACACACACACACACACACACACACACACACACACACACACCACACACACACACAGAGGCCACUUGCUGAAUGUCUCUUGAAGCUCAGGCUGCAGCUGGUCAUGGGCCUUUCUCUUGAACUCACCACCUGCCUGAGACAGGGCAUGGUACAAAUAAAUAAAGGCAGAUAUGGUUAGA
Mesocricetus auratus (golden hamster) is the source of this 3969-nucleotide messenger RNA. RefSeq names its product family with sequence similarity 83 member C (gene Sack1c). Lineage: Eukaryota; Metazoa; Chordata; Mammalia; Rodentia; Cricetidae. The transcript has 4 exons. The coding region runs from base 124 to 2361 and encodes 745 amino acids. The record is from RefSeq and is a predicted model, not a curated record. Gene Ontology annotation, biological process: epidermal growth factor receptor signaling pathway.